AAACAACAAUAUUUUGUUUUUCUUUAUUACUCUCUUCUUUCUGUUGAAAUCUGUUAAAAUCCCCCGCCCCCGCCCCCUUCCUUCCUUCCUUCAAGAAAUCCAGAGAUAUUUCCCUCUCUCUCAAUUCCACAGAAGAUCGGGGGUUUAAUCGCGGGGAAUUAACCAUGUUUAACCGGCUUUUAGGAAAACCUAAACAGGAACCAAAUGCUCUAACCUCGCUAGAUAAAUUACAUGAGACCCUUGAAAUGCUAGAGAAAAAGGAAAAAGUACUUCUGAAGAAGGCUGCUGCAGAGGUUGAAAAGGUCAAGGAAUUCACCAAAGCGAAAAACAAGAGAGCGGCUAUACAGUGUUUGAAGAGAAAAAGACUAUAUGAACAGCAAAUAGAACAGCUCGGAAACUUCGAGCUUCGUAUUCAUGAUCAGAUGAUAAUGUUAGAAGGUGCUAAAGCCACAACGGAGACUGUAGAUGCAUUAAGAACUGGAGCAGCGGCAAUGAAAGCAAUGCAGAAAGCAACGAAUAUAGAUGAUGUUGACAAAACAAUGGAUGAGAUCAAUGAACAAACCGAGAAUAUGAAACAGAUUCAGGAAGCAUUGUCAACUCCCAUUGGAGCUGCUGCCGAUUUUGACGAGGAUGAAUUAGAAGCGGAACUUGAAGAACUUGAAGGAGCUGAGUUGGAAGAACAGCUUCUCCAGCCUGCAACAACUGCUCCUGCAGCUACAGUGCAGGCUCCUGCGGGCAGGCAACCAGCUCGUAAUGUUCCUCAAAAGCGCACAAGUGAGGAAGAUGAACUAGCCGCACUGCAGUCUGAGAUGGCACUUUAAGGUAAGUGUCUGGUAGAGAACUGAUUUUGCUCAUGUUGCAAAACUUGAAAGAGACAACCCCCCCCCCCCACACACACACAUAUUGUAUUAUUGAAUCUUGACUUCUAAAUUUGUAUUUGCAUAAAUUGUUUUAAACUAAAUGUA
Molecule: messenger RNA, 965 nt
Organism: Hibiscus syriacus
Lineage: Eukaryota; Viridiplantae; Streptophyta; Magnoliopsida; Malvales; Malvaceae
Product: vacuolar protein sorting-associated protein 32 homolog 2-like
Exons: 8
Coding region: 165-821 (218 amino acids)
Biological process (GO): late endosome to vacuole transport via multivesicular body sorting pathway; vesicle budding from membrane
Cellular component (GO): multivesicular body; ESCRT III complex; cytoplasmic side of plasma membrane
Source: RefSeq, a predicted model, not a curated record